Messenger RNA from Adineta ricciae, 771 nucleotides. NCBI's taxonomy places the organism in Eukaryota, Metazoa, Rotifera, Eurotatoria, Adinetida, Adinetidae. The record is from the annotation of a GenBank genome assembly.
AUGUCAACUUAUGUUCCAACGAUAGAAAUCAAUAAAAAACAAUUGAAAAACUUGAUUUAUUUCAUUGGUAAACAUGAAGAUUUAUUAGCUAAAUAUGGUGCAAUAAAAAUUAAAUUAAAUGAAAAUUGGAAAUUAAAUUUAAAGAAAAAAGUCGAUAUUUUCUCAACGAAUUCAGUUAAUAAACAGUUAGUCAAAAUUCCUUCGAAAAAAUUCAUUUACCCAGUUGAGGAAAUCAAUUCAAUAGAAAAACCAUUUCAAGAAAAAUUCUGUAUACAAAAUGAAAAUGAUUUUCUAAAUUUAUUAAAUUCAUCCAAAUAUCAACAGUUGAAUAUUUCAUAUAUAAUGGAUGAAAGUUUUUUUCUCCAAAAAACAUCCAUAGACCACUUCUCAGUCUAUCAUUCUAUUUAUGAAUCAACCUUAAAAUUCUUCCAAAAAGAUAUUCAAAAGCAAUUUCAUCCAUAUAUCCGGCGAACACAUAAAUCACCUUCAAUAUUUCCAUUAAAUUGUGCACAACAGUUUUUCUUCACUCUUGAUUAUCAUCGUCAAGGUGAGAAUCAUCAUUGGUAUAUUAUUCCAAGUCAUCAAAGAUGCAUUUUACAAGAUUUACUCUCUAAACAGAAUCAAUCCAAUUGUCUUGAACAUCAACAAAUAUUUCUUCAUCCUUUGUUUUUUUAUGAAAAUAAUAUUCAAUACUAUCGAAUCAAUCAACAAGAAAAUGAAUUUGUUAUUUUAUCAUCGGGAACAUUUUAUCAAUCUUUUACAGAGAAUUAG